UUGCUUCAUCUUCUGAGAGUUCCAGCUUUAAUUAGUCUGACUUUCUCCCUAAAGAAAAGUUGGUGCCUUUCAAGAUACUUCAGGUCAUUUCAUAUUUUAGCGCGUUGCACAACCAGACUCUCCAGUGCAGGCUGUGGUUUUUACUGGUCUUAUCAUAAGAUGGUGCAUCGAGAGGAAGCUCGAUGCCACAAAAACUGGGCUGGUGGUAAAAAAUAGUGUUUGUUUACAUGCUGCAUCUGAACUAUAAUGGCAUGCAGUACAGUAUGAGCUGUGUGUGUGUGUUUGUGUGUGUGUGUGUGUGUGUGUGUGUGUGUGUGUGUGUGUGUGUGUGUGUGUGUGUGUGUGUGUGUGUGUGUGUGUGAGGGGGAGGGCUCCUUGUGCAGCAGCUGCUCUACUUGUAGGUGAGACUCCGUUCUCAGGUGUCAGGACUGAAGUUUACUUUGAGAACUUUGGCGUCAUGGCUUUCUUCACCAACCUCUCCAUCCUGCUGGUGCUGGCUUGUAUUUCCCAUCAGCUGAUGGUGGGAAGCUGUCAGAAGAGUAGUGGACGGAGGGGGCGACGAGUGGGUGGAGGUCAACACAAGGACAGGGCGGCACCGAAGGCCGGUUCUGCUCAGCCCAUCGGAGGGAAGCUGCUCACCAAGGACCGGUCCCACUGUGUGUGGGCUGCCUCCGGGCAGGACCUCCUCACCCUCAGAGUCGCCUGCAGGAACGGGGGCGGGAGCUUCAGCUGCGACUACGUGGCCAAGCCGUCCGUCUGUCCACAGUUCGCCUCCGACAGCGACCUGUACUGGAGGCAGAUCGCGCGAGCGCUGAGGAAGCGGAGGCGCGUGUGUCGGGGCGGCGCCGAGCUGCUGCGGGCGCCGAUGUGCAGAGGAGCCGCCAGAGACGCGCACUUCAGGCUCCGGGAGGCGCCCCACGCUGCACCUCCUGCACCCGGAGCCGGAUCCUGUCAGAGCAGCAACAGGAAGCUGGCACAGGAGUUCUGCAGCGACUCCUGGUCCAGCUUCUGCACCUUCUUCUUUACGAUGGUGCAGGACUCGGACUGCUGAGAGCUUCCUAUUAAUGCGUCACUGUAGAUGCAAAAGUCAACUUAUUACCCUUUACCUUUUGUUUUUUCUACAUUCUCUCUUUUCAAACAUCAGAAUCAGAAUAAAAGCCCCAUGUUGAAAUGCAAACAGCUGGUUUCU
Molecule: messenger RNA, 1189 nt
Organism: Betta splendens (Siamese fighting fish)
Lineage: Eukaryota; Metazoa; Chordata; Actinopteri; Anabantiformes; Osphronemidae
Gene: fgfbp1a
Product: fibroblast growth factor binding protein 1a
Exons: 2
Coding region: 458-1051 (197 amino acids)
Biological process (GO): cell-cell signaling
Molecular function (GO): growth factor binding
Source: RefSeq, a predicted model, not a curated record